UGCUCAGUGUCCACAGUCCAACAGCAAAGAGCAGAAAUAUUCCUAAAAACGGGAACACUGGGAGCAGAAGUAGCCGAAAGACCGCAGUGAUCGCCAAAUCCAUCAGACUGAAGAACGGAGUGUGAACAGCGGCGGCCUCCGAGGAUGAUGGGAAAAGUCUCAGUCAGAGGGGGAAGGACGACCUGAGCUGAGGCCGCUGACCUCAGCCAGGACACCUGCGCAGCCAGCUUGGUUGACCGUUCCCACCUCAGCACCUUCUUACAGGUCAUGUCUGAGAUGAGAGUCUCUGGGAGGGGCUACAGCCUAAACCUGAGCAGCGAUUGGCUGCCAGUGAAGCGAGCCUUGGUACCACCUGAAUAAAGCUGGUGCUGUUUCCUGAAGAUGGUGUGUUAUUCUGUAAGUGUGAUCCUCUCCUCCGGCUUCACCCUGAACAUCUGGGAUGUCCUGUGGUAUUUCCGACAGCAGCAGCUCCUUCGCUCAAACAAUUGAAUAGAAGGAAGCGCUGCUGGCUGACUUUUUCCUCCCUCAGAGACGCACUUCCUCCAGCCCUUCAGUCGAGCUCGAGCGAGGCCCGAGGACGCAGGAGGAACAUGGAGGUCCCGCUCCUACUUUUCUUUCUGCUCUGGAGAUCCAGCUGUGCGUACACAUGUCCAGCCACCUCCACCUUUUCUUCAUCCACACUGCUGGACCUGUCUAACUCCACCCAAACCAUCAGGAGUCCUGGGAACGCUGUCACGGAAAAUCUGUCACCUCCAGAUGUUUCCCCUGCAGUCACCCACCUAUCCCCUUUAAAUGGCACAGCUGCUUUUACCAUGGACCAGUCAGUCGCCUCGGAGACCUCGUCAGGUGGAGGUGACUCCCUAGUCAGGACGGAGGUGGUCACGUCGUUGUACGAGUCAUCGUCCUCCAUCGCUAGAAACCAGUCCGAGUCGAGCGGAGAUGGAGGCGUGACGCUGGGUUCCUCACGUGUGAGCACAGGUGGAGGAACAGACAUCAUAACUGAGCUACAACCCAAGGACGGAUCCACACACCAAACAUCUGCAGCACCCUCAGACAGCACCGCCUCAGCUGCACCCACCACCACUCCUCCACCGUCUGCAUCCAGCACCAGCACAUAUAGACCACCCAGGUCUCACAGCCAGACCCCGCCCACAGACACAGACUACACCCUUCAUCCAUACAUCUCAGAGAGUCUGACUCCAGGAGUAUUAUCAACAGCACCAACAGGUGAUGCGGUCCCUGCAAGUAGCACCUCAGCUCCAUCAGUCCCACAAACGAGUACAACAAACACCAGCACCACUGCUGCUGUAACCACACCCUCUACGAGCAGCAUAACAGCGCCUGCUCCAACCACAGCCACCAAAACCACACCUCCUACAGCCACCAGUAGCACCACCCCUGUCACAAAUGCAGAGACUACAGUCGCACCAUCAAUAACAACACCAGCAACUACACACACAACCAUCCCUCUGCCAGCUACAACAGCCAGCUUGACACACACCAUCCAACCCUCCACUCGUGCCUCCACUCCCGCUACAACUGCAGCAACCACAGCCACGAACCCGUCUCUAACCACAGCCGUCGAUACCACACCUGCCACUGCCAGUACCACCACAACCACAGAGACUGCAGCCACACUAUCCAUAACAACACCAGCAACUACACCUACAUCCAUGGCACCAUCUCAUACCACAGUCACCAAAACCACACCACCCACCACUCCCAGUGAUAGUUUCCCAGCUACAACUGCAGAUAGUAGAACCACCAUGAGAUUCAUAACAAUCUCCGCUACAACCACUCCACCUACGACCGCAACAGCAUCUCCCGCUACAACCACUCCACCUACGACCGCAACAGCAUCUCCCGCUACAACCACCCCACCUACGACUGCAACAGCAUCUCCCGCUACAACCACCCCACCUACGACUGCAACAGCAUCUCCCGCUACAACCACCACCUACGACUGCAACAGCAUCUCCCGCUACAACCACCCACCUACGACUGCAACAGCAUCUCCCGCUACAACCACCACCUACGACUGCAACAGCAUCUCCCGCUACAACCACUCCACCUACGACCUGCAACAGCAUCUCCCGCUACAACCACCCACCUACGACUGCAACAGCAUCUCCCGCUACAACCACCCACCUACGACUGCAACAGCAUCUCCCGCUACAACCACUCCACCUACGACUGCAACAGCAUCUCCCGCUACAACCACCCCACCUACGACUGCAACAGCAUCUCCCGCUACAACCACCCCACCUACGACCGCAACAGCAUCUCCCGCUACAACCACCCCACCUACGAUCGCGACAGCAUCUCCUGCUACAACCACCAAAACCACGGCAACCACCACUACCAGCCCCACAGCAACAAGCACCCCCGCUCCAGCAACAAGCAUGCUUCACACUACUACGUCCAGAGUCACCUCCACCACACCUGUCCAGACCUCAGAGGGUCCCCGAUGCUCCGCAGACCUGAAGGAGAUCAGCUCCAGCUCAGACUCCAUCGCGGUGCAGGUAACGUCCGCCGGUCUGUCCUGUAACUUCAGUCUGUUCUGCAUUCUGGACUCAUGGUCCAGUCCUGCCCACUGCAAGUCUGAUGGAGAGACCAGCAGCGCCACCAUCUGUAAUAUAACGGGACUGCAACCCGGGACAGUGUAUCAGCUGACAGCGGUUUCCAGGAAGGAUGGCGAGAUUAGCCACGGGACAGUUCAGACAGACCCAGUUGGCCCAGCUCAUCUGGACCUCCAGCUGGGCCCAGCUCAACCUCAUCAUAAAAGCCUGUUUACGGUUCUAAGCAGCUCGGCUCUGACGGUGUCCUGGACUCGGCCUACCGGUCGUGUGGACUGGUACGAUGUGACUCUGGAGGACACGAGCUCCGGAUCCCGGCGCAGGACCAGAAUCAAGGGCUCUGCAGCCUCCCAAACCAGGUUCACCUCCCUGAUUCCCGGGACUCUGUACAAAGUCAGUGUGGUAGCUUCAGCUGGGAACAAGAGCGCUUCACCUGUCCACGCAAUGACAGCUACAGCUCCCUCCUCAGUGGACGGCCUGCAGGUGGCGUCCUCUUCCUCACACAGCCUCGGGGUGACUUGGUGGAUCGGCUCGGGUCGCACGGAGAACCUCAGGGUUCUGCUGAGGGAUCGGGCUGGUGUUCUGCUGAAGAACAUCACUCUGAAGAACAGCAGCACCUCGGCAGAGCUGGAUGGUCUGCACCCAGGGACCCCGUACACCAUCACCGUGGUAACAGAAGCAGUCGGCCUUCAGAGCUCCGCCUCGACAGCAUCCGUCACAGCCCCAGCACCAGUGUCACGUCUCGUCCUCCAAAACAACGGCAGCUCAGACCACCUGCGGGCCUCCUGGCUCCCACCUAAAGGAGGGGUGGAAUCCUACCUGGUGACCCUGAGGGCUCCAGGAUCCGACCCUCAGCUACGCCACCUUCUCCCCAACAUCACCCAAGUGGAGUUUGAGGGCCUGACCCCUGGGCGUAGCUACGAGGUGUCAGUCAGUUCCUCAGCAGGCAGUCAGAGCACCGAGAGCAGGAGCACAGCGAGGACAGUACCUGACCAGGUGUCAGCGCUCUCUAUGUCGGCUGAUGCUCGAACACUGUGGCUCCGCUGGCUGCCCCCCAGAGGCGACUGGGAGAACUACAGCGUCAUCCUGAAGAACGGCUCGUUGGUUCUGGCAAAUGAGACCGUCAGUAAGGCAAGCAGGCAGCACGCCUUCUCCGUCCUCAGCCUGGUCCCCGGACGACUCUACAGUGCAGAGGUCACAGUUCACAGUGGCGUUCUGAGCAACACAGCACGCUGCAGCAGUCAGCUGGCGCCGUGGCCUGUGCAGCAGCUGCUCGUACGCCAGGCUGACGAAACCUCACUGAGCGUCCGGUGGAGUCGGCCGCUCGGACAAUGGGACGGCUUCACCGUGCUCCUCAGGUGGGCAACCGCUGCUGCCACCAUUGUAGAUCAGAGAGUCCUCGGCUGGGAGGCCAAAGAGUGCACUUUCAACAGCAUCACGCCUGGGGGCCAGUACAUCAUUACCGUGACAACCAACAGCGGUAACCUGAGCAGUUCCGCCUCUGUGACGGCACGGACCACUCCGGCUCAGGUCAGUGGGCUGCGGCUCUCCAACCUCGGCAGCACCGACAGUCUGCAGGCGCGGUGGGCACCGGCCUCCGGAUAUCUGGACUCCUACCAAGUCUUGCUGGUUCACGACAGCAGCGUCAUCAAGAAUGAGAGCGUGAUGGCCAACAUCAGCAGCCUCAGCUUCCAGGCCCUGAGACCGGGCGCCCUGUACCGCGUGGUGGUGACCACGGUCAGAGUGGGACACAUCUCCAGACAGACGGUGUCCGAGGGACGCACAGUGCCGGCGGCAGUGAGCGAUAUCAGGGUCAGCAACAAUGGGCGCAUGGACUUCCUCAGCGUGUCUUGGAGUCAGGCUGUAGGUGAGGUGGACAGAUACCUGGUGACCCUGAGUGACCGGGAGAGGACCAUUCACACCCUCACCGUGCCCAAGUCGACCCCGACAUGCGUUUUCGACUCGCUGGUGUCUGGACGCCUCUACAACAUCUCCAUCACUACCUGCAGCGGUCUCUACAAAAAUCAGACGUUCAUCCAGGAGAGGACACAGCCGUCGAAGGUCCAGAGCCCCACAGCGACCCACAAUGCUUCGGACAGCUACCUGAAGGUGUACUGGCGUCACGCUGCUGGAGACUUCGACCUGUAUCAGGUGUUCAUCAAGCACAACAACGUCUUCCUGCAAAACAAGACAGUUCCAAAGAUGGAGCACAACUGUGUGUUCACCGGCCUGGUGCCCGGCAGACUCUACACAGUGCUAGUGACCACGUGGAGCGGAAAGUACGAAGCCAUUGCCUCCACCCAUGGCAGCACCUUCCCGGCGGCAGUGCGUUCCCUGACUCUGGCUGGGCGGGGCACCGAGGACCUGCGGGUGACGUGGAUGGCAGCUCCGGGUGACGUGGAUCACUACGAAGUGCAGCUGCUGUUCAGCGACAUGAAGGUGUUUCCUCCCAUCACUCUGGGCAGCGGUGUGAGGGAUUGCGUCCUGUCAUCACUCACACCUGGGCGGCUUUACAAGAUCAUAGUUUCCACGUACAGCGGCACCAAUCAGAAGGCCUGGUACAUAGAGGGUCGCACAGUUCCCAGUAAAGUGAAGAACAUCCACGUUAGCAACAGUGGAGACAGCAGCAGUCUGAUGGUGAGCUGGACUCCUGGUUCGGGCGAUGUAGACGGAUUCUCCGUGUUUCUGUACAGAGAAAGCCGAAAGUUAAGUACCCGAAGCGUCCUCAAGCACCAGAACGAGGUGACGUUCGGCUCCCUGCAGCCCGGCCAGGUGUACACCAUCAUGGUUCAGUCUGUGAGUGGAGACCUGGUGAACAACAACACGGUCACAGGGCGCACAGUCCCCUCUGCAGUGACAGGGCUCCAGGUGGACUCCCACCACACCACCUGUAGUAUCCAGGUGAGCUGGCAGGAGGCUCUGGGUGUGGCUGAUGGAUAUGUCCUCCAAGUUCUGGACGACAGAGGCAGCAUGGUGAGAAACGUCUCUCAGCCCUUUGGACACACCUGGCAGCAGUUUGACGGCCUCACACCAGGAAAGAAGUAUCGAGUGGUGGUCCAGACCACCAGCGGCGGGGUCCACAGUGUUGGGGUCAGCACUGAGGCUCGGACAAACCCAGCGGUGGUCACCAAUCUGGCCGUCACUGCAAACACCACCACCAGCCUGUCCUUCCACUGGUCGCCACCAGAGGGAGACUUUCAGCUGUAUGAAGUUUUUCUGUAUGAUCGUAAUGACCAGCUGCACGAGAAAAAGCGCGUCCAGUCCAACAGUCAGCAGUGUACUUUUCAGGGCCUCAGACCUGGUGCUCCUUACAAGAUGUUGAUCCAGAUCCACAGUGGAGACCAGACCAACCAGACCUCCAUCUACACCAGAACAGUCCCGUCAGCUGCAGCGUUCCUGAAAGCUAAGAGUGGAAACCAGUCUGACAGUCUUUGGGUAAACUGGGAGCAUGGUGGAGGUGAUCUAAGUGGAUACCAGCUGUAUCUCUACAACCCCAACGGUUCUCAGCAGGCCAUGCAUCAGCUGGGCUCAGAGGCCACAGGGUUCAUCUUCUCAGGCCUUGUAGCGGGUCGCCUGUAUCGAGCUGAGGUGCUGAGCCAGAGCGGCGGGCUCAGCAACAGGGCGAGCACCCUGGGCCGGACGGCUCCCAGACCACCUGCCUCCAUCUUGUUCAGGGGGGUGACCAACACCUCCCUGGAGAUCACAUGGAGCGGCCCUGUGGACUCCGACUAUGAUGACUUUGACCUGCAGUGGACUCCUCGGGACCGGCUGUCCAUCAUCAAUCCGUACCACACCCGGACGUCCAGCAACCGCAUCCUGAGGGGGAUGUUCCCUGGACGGCUCUACAACUUCAGCCUCCGCACCGUCAGUGGGACCACAGAGCCUGGGGCCACACCUACCUAUAGCACACCUAUCCGCAAAAGCAUCCGCACCAAGCCAGAGAGAGUCCACAGCCUCCACUGUCGCCCUCAGAGUUCCACCUCCAUCUCCUGCUCCUGGGUAACCCCGGACACUGAUUAUGACUCCUACACCAUCGAGUGUCUCCACAAGGAUUCCCACACACUGAUGUACUCCAGACUCGCUGAGCAGGACUCCAACAGCUACAUCAUCACUGAGCUGGAGCCUCACAAACACUACACAGUCUCUGUGAAGGUCAUGUCUGGUGGGAAGCCCAGCGACGAGGCUCAGGACGACGUGGUCACCAUGCUUGACCGUCCUCCUGUGCCCCCCUCCGGUACCCGGGUCAGUGAGCAGUCUGCUGUGGUCACCAAGUCCUCCAUCUCCUUCCAGUUUAACUGCAGCUGGUUCAGUGACGUUAAUGGAGCUGUUAAGUACUUCACUGUAGUGGUGACUGAGUCUGAAGAUGUUAGCCUAAUGCAGCUGGAGCAGAAGCACCCACUGCCCUCCUACCUGGACUACAGCUCCAACAGCUCCAUCAGGUCCUACCAGACCAGCUAUUUCCCCAGCCGAUGCACCGAGAGCCCUGACAGCACCACCCAGAGCUUUAACAUCAGCUUGGGGACUGGGAUGGACUUGCUAGGGGGCACCUGUGAUGCCAGAGGCUCAGACCAGGACCCAGAGUCUAGUGGAGAGCUGAACCACUUCUGUGAUGGACCCCUGAAGCCAAAGACUGCCUACAGGAUCAGCGUCCGAGCUUUCACUCAGCUGUUUGAUGAUGAUGCAAAGGACUUGAGUGUCUUGUCUCCACUGUUCUCUGACACCUGCCUAUCGCAGCCCAUCAUCACUGAGGCUGAGCCUCUGAGCGGUGUCAUCGAAGGUGUAAGUGCUGGACUCUUCCUCGCUGCUGUGAUUGUGGGAAUCACUGCUCUGUUUGUCUGCAGGCACAGAACUCGCAAAGUUGAGGAAGAGAGGCUGGAGGUCAGGAUAAAUAUGAGGAGAGAGAGAGCAGCAGCGGGGAACCAGCUGGGUGUCAGAGGCAGCCGUCGAAUCUCCAGUCCCAUUAAGAUGGUGAACUUUGAGUCUCACUACAGCAAACUACAGGCUGACUCCAACUACCUGAUGUCAGAGGAGUAUGAGGAUCUGAAGGACGUCGGUCGUAACCAGCCUCUGGACUCGGCUCUGCUGCCGGAGAACCGGGGAAAGAACCGAUACAAUAACAUCCUGCCCUACGACUCGACGAGGGUCAAGCUGUCCUACGUUGAUGACGACCCCUGCUCUGACUACAUCAAUGCCAGUUACAUCCCAGGUAACAGCUUCCGGCGGGAGUACAUCGCCACACAGGGUCCUCUGCCUGGAACUAAAGACGACUUCUGGAAGAUGGUUUGGGAGCAGAAUGUCCACAAUGUGGUGAUGGUCACUCAGUGUGUGGAGAAAGGAAGGGUGAAAUGUGAUCACUACUGGCCGUUCGAUCAGGAUCCUCUGUACUACGGAGACCUGAUCGUCCAGAUGCUGUCAGAAUCGGUUCUACCUGAGUGGACGAUCAGAGAGUUUAACAUCUACAGCGAGGAGCAGCUCGGCUUCAGCCGCCUGGUUCGUCAGUUUCACUACACGGUGUGGCCGGACCACGGUGUCCCAGAGACCACUCAGUCCCUCAUCCAGUUUGUCCGUACUGUCCGUGACUACGUCAACAGGACUUCGGGAUCUGGAGCCACUGUAGUCCACUGCAGCGCCGGUGUGGGCCGGACGGGGACUUUCAUUGUCCUGGAUCGAGUGCUGCAGCAACUGGACGCCAAAGACACGGUGGAUAUCUACAGCGCCGUGUUUGACCUGCGACUCCAUCGAUCCCACAUGGUGCAGACUGAGGUGCAGUAUGCAUACCUGCAUCAGUGUGUCAGAGACGUUCUCAGAGCCAGGAAGCUACGCAGCGAGCAGGAGGGAAUGUACAGGAUGUGAGGCGACGCUGACCCUGACCGUAACGAUUGUACUGACUGCUGAGCCAUUGCUGAGCUCUUCAGAGAGACAUGUCCAUAUAUUUUUCUACAGUGUUCGUAUGUCACAGAGAAAUGUUUAUAACUUUAAUUUGUUUUAAUUUAUGUUCAGCUGUGUGGUGUCUUUCUGUAUAGAUUAUCUAUAGAUUAUUGGUUGUAUCAUCUCCUAUGUGUUUGAUUUGCUGGAAUAUUGGCUCCAGUUUCUUGGUUGAGUUUCUGUUGUCCUGUUUAUAGCUCUGUCACAGGUGCUCAUACCUGUAAGUUUACCUGUGCUUGUACCUGUAAGUGUACCUGUGCUCGUCUGUAUGUGAGCAGCUUAUUAAACACACAACACAAAAUUA
This is a messenger RNA of Haplochromis burtoni (Burton's mouthbrooder), 8805 nucleotides long. RefSeq names its product receptor-type tyrosine-protein phosphatase beta. Gene Ontology annotation, biological process: angiogenesis; protein dephosphorylation. Lineage: Eukaryota; Metazoa; Chordata; Actinopteri; Cichliformes; Cichlidae. Gene Ontology annotation, molecular function: protein tyrosine phosphatase activity; cadherin binding. The transcript has 33 exons. The record is from RefSeq and is a predicted model, not a curated record. The coding region runs from base 591 to 8429 and encodes 2612 amino acids.